UCCUCCCCCUCCCCGACCCCCCUUCUUCUCCGGCUUUCAACAUCUCCUCAGUCUACCUGGAAACUUCCACAAUGAGCGCCACGACAACUGUCACCGAGACGCCAAGAAUCACGGCGGAGAAUGUCGCGACUCUCUUCCCCGAGGUCGACACCUCGCUCGCUCGUGAGGUUCUCCCGACUGCGACAAGUGCUGCCGCCGCCGGGUCCAGCGACGACCUGGCCGGCUACGAUGAGGAACAGGUCCGUUUGAUGGAUGAGGUGUGCAUUGUUCUGGAUGAGGACGACAAGCCUAUCGGUAGUGCCAGCAAGAAGGCCUGCCACCUGAUGACGAACAUCGACCGCGGCCUCCUGCACCGCGCCUUCUCGGUCUUCCUCUUCGACUCCAACAAGCGCCUGCUCCUGCAACAGCGCGCCACCGAGAAGAUCACAUUCCCGGACAUGUGGACGAACACCUGCUGCUCGCACCCGUUGGGCAUCCCCGGCGAGACGGGCUCGGAGCUGGACGCCGCGAUUCUUGGCGUGAAGCGCGCGGCGCAGCGCAAGUUGGAUCAGGAGCUGGGCAUCAAGGCGGAGCAGGUGCCGUUGGACAAGUUCGAGUUCUUCACCCGCAUCCACUACAAGGCGCCCAGCGAUGGCAAGUGGGGGGAGCAUGAGAUUGACUACAUCCUCUUCAUCCAAGCCGACGUCGACCUGAACAUCAACCCCAACGAGAUCCGCGACACCUGCUAUGUCUCGGCCGAGGAGCUGAAGCAGAUGUUCGAGAAGCCCGGCCUCAAGUUCACGCCCUGGUUCAAGCUCAUCUGCAACUCGAUGCUGUUCGAGUGGUGGAGCCACCUCGGCUCGCCGUCGUUGGAGGCCUACAAGAAUGAGAAGGGGAUUCGUCGGAUGUAGGGCGUUUCUCCGUUGUCCAGCGUGACGGUCUAGUCUGCAUUUCAUCCCAUACAUAUCUUAAUAUCCCUGUUUCGUUGCUGCUGUGCUCAUCAUGGGCGAAACUCUUUGCUUUUUUUGCAGUGUUCCCAUUUAUUCCCCUUCUUUCAUAAUCAUAUGGCUAGCGUUUCGAUGCUCGAAUUCGAUCCUUAAGUUCCAACAAAC
Molecule: messenger RNA, 1091 nt
Organism: Aspergillus aculeatinus CBS 121060
Lineage: Eukaryota; Fungi; Ascomycota; Eurotiomycetes; Eurotiales; Aspergillaceae
Gene: idi1
Product: isopentenyl-diphosphate delta-isomerase IDI1
Exons: 3
Coding region: 72-890 (272 amino acids)
Biological process (GO): isoprenoid biosynthetic process; isopentenyl diphosphate biosynthetic process
Cellular component (GO): cytoplasm
Molecular function (GO): isopentenyl-diphosphate delta-isomerase activity
Source: RefSeq, a predicted model, not a curated record